Xenopus tropicalis (tropical clawed frog) is the source of this 1494-nucleotide messenger RNA. It is a transcript of the gene star, whose product is annotated as steroidogenic acute regulatory protein. Gene Ontology annotation, cellular component: mitochondrial matrix; mitochondrion; mitochondrial outer membrane. The record is from RefSeq and is a predicted model, not a curated record. Lineage: Eukaryota; Metazoa; Chordata; Amphibia; Anura; Pipidae. Gene Ontology annotation, biological process: cholesterol metabolic process; steroid biosynthetic process. Bases 262 to 1119 code for a protein of 285 amino acids. The transcript is spliced from 7 exons. Gene Ontology annotation, molecular function: cholesterol binding; lipid binding; cholesterol transfer activity.
GAUCAGAUAAAGGCAGAGAGCUCAGGGUCCUUACCAGCCACACACACACACUAGAGGACGAGCCUAGAGACCCAGCUACAGAAAGAGCUCCUGGCCAUAUAUAAACAGAGCAGAAAGGCACAAACCCUUCUUCGGCAUUGGAAUAAGGAUAUAAGUUGGACACAGCCUUGGGAUUGAGGGAACCAGGCUUUGGAGAGGCUUAGUGGCUGGAAGCUAAAGAUAACUGCCAACUAGAGGUCUCACAGCCAUCUGAAUUCAGCAAUGCUGCCGGCCACCUUCAAGCUCUGUGCUGGAAUAUCCUACAGACACCUGCGCAACAUGACAGGACUCAGAAGAACGGCCGCUGUCGCACUCACCCACGAACUGGAGAAACUUGCCCUUGUGGGACCAGGGCCGAGCAAAUGGAUAAAUCAGGUUCGAAGGAAAAGUGUUUUAUUGAGUUCAAGGCUUGAAGAGAAAACACUGAAUGAAGGAGAGAUGGCAUAUAUAAAACAGGGCGAAGAGGCUUUGAAAAAGUCCAUGAACAUUCUGGGAGACCAAGAUGGAUGGAAGACUGAAAUUGUGAUGGAAAACGGAGAUAAGGUUCUAAGUAAAGUUCUCCCAGACAUCGGGAAGGUCUUCAAGUUGGAAGCAGUUGUGGAAAAGCCCUUGGACAACGUGUAUGGAGAACUGGUGGACAACAUGGAGAAAAUGGGAGAGUGGAACCCAAAUGUCAAGGAAGUCAAGAUCCUGCAGAAGAUUGGGAAGGACACAGUUAUAACACAUGAGAAAGCAGCAGAGACCCCUGGGAAUAUUGUGGGGGCCCGGGAUUUUGUCAGUGUGAGGUGCAGCAAGCGGAGAGGAUCCACCUGUAUCCUAGCUGGCAUGUCAACAAGGUUUGGAGGAAUGCCAGAACAGAAAGGAUAUAUUAGGGGAGAGAAUGGUCCCACCUGUAUGGUCCUACGGCCCCUGGCGGAAGACAUAUCUAAGACCAAAUUAACUUGGCUUCUCAGCAUUGACUUGAAGGGGUGGCUGCCAAAAUCAAUCAUCAACCAAGUUUUGUCUCAGACACAAGUGGAUUUUGCCAAACAUCUCCGAAGCAGAAUGGUCUCUUCCAGCAACGCCCUGUCCCUUUGCUAAAGUCUCCGCUAGGAUCAUGCACUCCCCACAAAUGUUCUAUAUUUCAGGCUGCGCCAUGUACAUCUGUCUCUGAACAACAAGGUGACCUGUGUCAACUCAGAACAUCUUCAGGAUUCUGGACGUAGGGACACUUAAAAGCACCUUAAAUCUUUUGUAUAAUACGAUUUAUUUUGAUUGUCUCUUACAGCAAAUAUGUCAUUUAAAGUGCAAACCGCCCUGUUAUUAUCCUGGGAUGACUUGGCAGCCCAACCCAUUCAUGUUAAGGUCCAACCCACCAUACUGGAGAGAUGCAAAGGUUAGAAUUGCUAACCCAGGGCCUUGUGGGUCUACACAAAUGUUCUACUGAUGAGAGUUGCAGAGCUGUUUUGGGAAAGU